Pieris rapae (cabbage white) is the source of this 585-nucleotide messenger RNA. Its product is annotated as allergen Tha p 1-like. The coding region runs from base 104 to 478 and encodes 124 amino acids. Lineage: Eukaryota; Metazoa; Arthropoda; Insecta; Lepidoptera; Pieridae. The transcript is spliced from 3 exons. The record is from RefSeq and is a predicted model, not a curated record.
UAGUAAUUUAGUAAAAUUUUGGCUUUUUUGUCCAAAUUUAAGUAAAUAUAUAAUGAUGUGUGUCUAAACUUCAGCAGUGUCAUUGUGAGUGAUAAACGCAAUAAUGAAGCUCCAAAUCCUGCUAUGUUUGGUGGCCAUGGCUGUUAUGGUGUCUGCCCGUCCCGAGCAGUACACUGACAAGUUUGACAACGUCAACCUGGACGAAAUUCUCAGCAACCGACGUCUUCUUAUGCCUUACCUCAAAUGUAUUACUGAUGAAGGAAAAUGUACUCCAGAUGGAAAGGAACUAAAGAAGCAUAUCAAGGAAGCGCUCCAAGAAGACUGUGCCAAGUGCACGACGUUCCAGAAGAAUAACUCUAACAGAGUAAUGGCUAAGGUGAUAAAUGAAGAGCCAGCCUACUGGGAGAAGAUAAAGGCUAAAUACGACCCACAGAACGCCUUUUCUUCCAAAUACGAGAAGGACUUGAAGAAAAAUUAAGCUAAAAUAUUAAAUAAUGGUAAUAAUCAUGUUCCUAAUAUAUCACAUACCAAAUUGUUAUCACUAUUUUAGAAAAUUAAGUUUCAAGUAAUAAAUUUUCGAAGAAU